Messenger RNA from Prunus mume (Japanese apricot), 744 nucleotides. NCBI's taxonomy places the organism in Eukaryota, Viridiplantae, Streptophyta, Magnoliopsida, Rosales, Rosaceae. The record is from RefSeq and is a predicted model, not a curated record.
AUGGGGAAGUCCACUAUUUUGAAGAGCUUGGUUCGAUUUUGUGAUGCAGUGGAAAAUCUGUACACCAAGGACUACCUACGCAGACCUACGCCCAGGGACCUGCAACAGCUUCUACAAAAAGCUGAGUCCCGUGGAUUUCCUGGAAUAAUUGGUAGUAUUGACUGCAUGCACUGGCAAUGGAAAAAUUGUUCAUUUGCUUGGCAAGGGGAUUAUGGUAAUCGGAAAGGGCAGAAAAGCAUCAUCCUCGAAGCAGUUGCCGGUUUUGAUACCUGGAACGGGUAUUAUCUAGCUGAUGGUAUCUACCCGAGAUGGACAACAUUUGUGAAAUCAAUUCCACAUCCCCGAUCCGAGAAGGAAAAUUUUUUUGCUGCCUAUCAAGAGGGGUACAGAAAAGAUGUGAAGAGGUGCUUUGGUAUCCUUCAAGCUCGGUGGGCUAUUAUCAGGGGCGCGGCGCGUCUAUUUGACGAGGAGGUGCUCAGAAGUAUAAUGAUGACUUGUAUCAUCCUCCACAACAUGAUUGUGGAAGAUGAGUAUGAUUAUGAUGUUGAGGAAGUGUAUGAGCCAGAUCCCAUGAACACGACCUUAACACGAAUUUAUGAAAAACCUAUGGGGCCAAAUGGAGAACCAGUGCAGCAUGAUCCUGGGGAUGCUGUGGUUGGAGAGGUGAGAAGGAUAAGGAAGAUGGGGGAGAAGGGAGCAUUGGUAAAAUCGAAGGAGGAUGACAACAAAGAAGGCUCAUUUUGA